UUUGAUUUUGUUUGAAUUUAACACAGUUUUUUCAUUUUGGGGAAAAACCAUUUUUCUUUUUUGGUUUUUCUGUUUGUUUUUAUUUUCACCUCAUAUUGCCAUUGGCAACAACAACAAAAACAAAGAAACGAAUGUCAUCAACACCAUUUAUCCAGAAAAGUCACGAAGAAAUGGUGGAAAGUCCAUAUUAUGAUGAAGAUUAUUCGAUUGAUAUAAAUAAAAAAAUGACCGUGCCAAACAAGAUUAAAGCUGUUGAAGGAUCAUAUAAUGAAAUGCUUGAGGAUCCAGCUAUUUUAGCUAUUCACGAUUUAAAAGAUAAUGCUAAAAUGAUGCAAGUUCCCGAAUGUAUUCGUGUUGCAGGAGGUGAAUGUCAUAUAACAACAUCACGUGAACCACCGUUGGAAAUAAAAUUGGAAGAUAAAUUAUUUGGUGGUAAAUCGAACCACGAUGAUUCUUUGAUACAAUUGGCAACACCGCCGCGAACACUUCGUUAUGAAGAUGCAGCACCAAUAUUUGCUGAACCUAUUAAACAAUUGGAUAAAGCUUUAAAUUCAACAACAACACCAUCCAAAUCGAUGAUUAAUGAUAAUUCGAUGAUAUCACGAAUAAAUGAUUUUACAAUCAAUGAUUUGGACGAUAUUGAUCAACAAUUAUCAUCAACGCAGAAUUUUAUUCAACUUCGUCGACGUGUUUUACAAUUAUCACAUCGUAUUGAUUCAUUGGAAAUUGAAAAUCGUCAUCGCAGUAAACGUGAUCUGAUUGUUUAUGCUGUUGGUGCAUUAUAUCUAUUAUUUCGUGGUUUAAGCUGGUUUGCAUCCAAUAGUGGUGGUGGCAGCCGCCGUGGAUUUACAUUCUAACCAAUGUUUUGUUAUGACGAAAAUUGGAUACAUUUUUCAGAUUUCUGAAUUUUGAAUGAAGUUACAUUGAAAUUUAAUGAAUU
This is a messenger RNA of Dermatophagoides pteronyssinus (European house dust mite), 940 nucleotides long. RefSeq names its product transport and golgi organization 11 (gene Tango11). The record is from RefSeq and is a predicted model, not a curated record. Lineage: Eukaryota; Metazoa; Arthropoda; Arachnida; Sarcoptiformes; Pyroglyphidae.